Trichoderma harzianum CBS 226.95 is the source of this 732-nucleotide messenger RNA. RefSeq lists its product as hypothetical. The record is from RefSeq and is a predicted model, not a curated record. Lineage: Eukaryota; Fungi; Ascomycota; Sordariomycetes; Hypocreales; Hypocreaceae. The transcript has a single exon. Bases 56 to 562 code for a protein of 168 amino acids.
GCGAUACUACAGUAGUGUAUUAACGGGCCUCUAACAAGACACAGUAUGGGCUACAAUGUACUCGUACAGCUUGGGGUGUCACUCCCACAAAUGCUUCCUAGAUGGGGAGACAGACCCUGACAGGAACUUUGGGUUUGGUCAUUUUAGGCAAUCUUCCAUACGCCGGGGUGAUUCCCUUGAAGGAAUCCCAACGAUUGAUCCUGGUCUCGCCUACUCGUGCAACGGGACACCUGGCGCAGUUAGGCCUUUGAGCUUCCAGCAAAGCUUCCAUGGCCGCGGCAGAAGAGAGCCCAGACGCACACAUGCUCACGUACCACAUUCAUGCCAGCGCACAGGAGCUUGUACUUUCAGGAUAUGCGCCAUAAUGGAUGCUUUGGAGCGGUACAUGCACGGAGCAUCCUGCAUCCAGGCAGCGUUCAACGUUGAGAGACCACCCCGGCAUGCUCCACUGCUUGUGAUCAGCCAUGUGGAUUUGGAAAUAGCUACGCCUGGCAGAAUCUUCAGCGGAAGCUCUGUUGCACCCUGUCAGUCGCCUUUGGCAAAAUCUAACCCCGGCUUAUAGCAAUACUCGUAAGGCGAUAAUAGAGUAGCAUCAUCGGCUUGCGAUUCAGCUCCCGCCCGAAUGCAACCUACAACUAUGAAGGAGCAUUCGUAACGAAUAGCGUUGCUAGUGCACACUGGCACAAGUGGUAUGGCUUGGUUUAUUGAUCCUUGUUCCGGAUGCCCUUCCGC